Anolis carolinensis (green anole) is the source of this 2077-nucleotide messenger RNA. RefSeq lists its product as uncharacterized. The transcript is spliced from 2 exons. The coding region runs from base 217 to 1806 and encodes 529 amino acids. NCBI's taxonomy places the organism in Eukaryota, Metazoa, Chordata, Lepidosauria, Squamata, Anolidae. The record is from RefSeq and is a predicted model, not a curated record. Gene Ontology annotation, molecular function: nucleic acid binding; zinc ion binding.
UGUCAGAACCCUGCUACUAGAGCCUGGAUGUGGCUCUGAGUUUCAGGGUCACUGACAUUGAUAAGACACCUGCGUCCCAGGACUCGGAGGAGAAACGGCUGAUGGACUUGGCGGGGAAUUUGCGCGGGGUUUUACUGAGCGGGAAGAGACUGUUCAAAUGAGGGGGAGGGUAUAUAAAGGAGGGUUGGCCGGAGCCUCCCAUUCUUGGCUUUUCUGAUGUUCAUGUUUCCUACAGUAAAAGUUCCUGGUGAUACCACAGAGAGUCUCGUGUGUUCAUUCAGGAGCGGCUGUGGUGAGCUGACACUAAGCCAAGAAUACGGACACCAUCCCGCUGUAGCGGUGAGGUGUAACAUGCAAGUGGAGGAUGAAGAGCUCUUGGGCGCCGGAGGAGGAAGGUCGGAAAGGGCCACUCCCGAGACGGACGCUGAGUUCCACCAGCUGGCGGCCCUGGCGUCAUCCACCGCUUAUGCCCAGCCAAAUGGGGUAACCCAGAGGCGCGGAGUGGUGCGGGGAGAUAGCACCGGAGGAGAGGAAGGUUCACCUUCCCCAGGCCCGCAAAAGAUGGUGUUUCUGGAGGAGAGGAUGUCGGCGAUGGAGACCACCCUGGCAGUGAUGUCGAGGGCGAUGGAGCGCCUGGCGGUUUUGGCGGAGCCGGAGCGAGGAAGGGAACUCCGGGCUAGCUCAAUGUGGGACGUGAGCAUGGGAAGCAGCCAGGGCUUUGCAGACCUCCCAGCACCGAAGGGAAGGGAAAUGCGAAAGGAGCCCGGUGCCCGGCCCAAGAUCCAAACGAGCCUGACGCGGGUGGAGGAGAGUGACGACGAAGGGGAAAAGCCUCCGAGAAUCCCGGCUACGCUCCCAACUGAGACCCUGGUGCCCCUGGCGAAUGCCGGGCGUGGCACAGGACAAAGGGAAGCAGCAGCGGGGCCCACUGGCCCGCAAGGGGGCUUGCGACGGGCGGAGAAUUGGGGAUUGCCACCACAGGGACCCCUACCGAGACGAGAGGAACUAAGGAUCGAGUUUGGGGGAGAGUCCUCUGAACUGGAUUUUUUCCUGACCACGGUGAGGGGCUAUAUGGAGGACAAUGCCCACACUUUUAGAACGGAAUCCAGCCGGGUACGGGCCAUUGGUGCAGUGUUGAAGAGGGGAGCGGCCAGCUGGUACGUUCAACUACACGCGCGGCGCGACCCAUGUCUGGGGUCACUCCGACGCUUUAUGGGGGCCCUGGAGACCCGUUUCCGAGAUCCACUGGAGCAGAUCCGGGCGAGGGAGGAGUUGAAGACCGUCUCCCAGGGGCAGAGGUCGGUAUCUGAGUAUGCGGAGGAAUUCCAAUGCCUCGCUGAAAAGGUGCCGGAAUGGUCUGCAGUGACAAAGAUAGAACUCUUCAAAGAGGGGCUCAGGCGGGAGAUCCUCUCCUGGGCGGUGCAUCGUGAUGAGCCUGACACACUGCGCGGAUGGAUUCAGCUGGCGGGGCGCAUCGAGACAUCGCUGGCCCAGGCGAGGAGGCACCGAGGAGGGCUACAGCAGCGGCCGCAGAUGAAAGAGGGGAGCCGGAAGGAGGGAUCAACCCCAGCCGGGAGGAGAACGGAGCCGACAGGGAACGUGAGCACCAGCAGGAGGGGCUGCUUCGUGUGCGGCCGUUUGGGCCACAGGGCUGCCGAGUGCUGGCAGAGAAAAGGGGAAGGCGGAGGCCCGCCCAAACCAAGAGCCGUGGCAGGGAAACGCGCCGAGGAAGAACCACCGAUGAGGCACCACUCGGGGGGGUUGGACGAAGGGGAGGAGGACGCCAUGUCAGAACCCUGCUACUAGAGCCUGGAUGUGGCUCUGAGUUUCAGGGUCACUGACAUUGAUAAGACACCUGCGUCCCAGGACUCGGAGGAGAAACGGCUGAUGGACUUGGCGGGGAAUUUGCGCGGGGUUUUACUGAGCGGGAAGAGACUGUUCAAAUGAGGGGGAGGGUAUAUAAAGGAGGGUUGGCCGGAGCCUCCCAUUCUUGGCUUUUCUGAUGUUCAUGUUUCCUACAGUAAAAGUUCCUGGUGAUACCACAGAGAGUCUCGUGUGUUCAUUCAGGAGCGGCUGU